This is a messenger RNA of Arabidopsis lyrata subsp. lyrata, 2880 nucleotides long. Its product is annotated as scarecrow-like protein 31. Gene Ontology annotation, molecular function: DNA-binding transcription factor activity; sequence-specific DNA binding. Bases 584 to 2704 code for a protein of 706 amino acids. The transcript has a single exon. Lineage: Eukaryota; Viridiplantae; Streptophyta; Magnoliopsida; Brassicales; Brassicaceae. The record is from RefSeq and is a predicted model, not a curated record. Gene Ontology annotation, cellular component: nucleus. Gene Ontology annotation, biological process: regulation of DNA-templated transcription.
GAAUCGGUCAACAUAUGGAUUAGACAAAGUUAAUGGGGGAAUUAGGAGACAAAUAUCACUACUAAAAAGAACCACUAGUCAUAAAAAAGAAGAUUACUUUUUGUGGUUAACAUGACGAUCACUACUAUAAAAAAAGCUGGGCCCAACAAGCCCAAGAAUACAACUCUUAAUGACAAGUCAAAAGAGAGAUAGUUUUGACUCCUCGGACGAAUCGCAAGACUGGUCUUGUCCCCUUUCGAGUUUCCCGGGAAACUUCCUCUUCCUCUAAUCUCUCUACACUUCUCGAUUUCUUGCUUCUUUUCUCACGCACAGCAAUUAUAGCCAAAUCCCAUUUGAAUAGUAUUAUUCACCAAAAGUUAUCUCUUUUUAACGAAUUGAUCGAUAAAGUCCACACCUUUAUGCCUCCUCCUACUUUUCCACUUAAUCAUCCCACUUCUUCUUCUUCUUCUUCAGAUGUAAGCAAUGUUGUCUCGAGUUCUCAUCUGAUUCAGAUUUCGUUGCUGAAUCUUUUGUAAAGUUUUCUUCUUCGAAAGAGGAACCAAAUUCAGGGUUUUAUAGGAAAAAAAGGAGUUUUUUUUUUUGGAUGAUGGAAUCGAAUUACUCAGGUGUGGUCAACGGUUUAGAGUAUUACGAUGUGAGCUUCUUACCAAAUUCGAUUCCUGAUCUUGGAUUCGGUGUUCCUUCGUCUAGUGAUUUUGAUCUCCGCAUGGAUCAUCAACCGUCAAUUUGGGUUCCAGAUCAAGACCAUCACUUUUCUCCUCCAGCUGAUGAGAUUGAUUCUGAAAACACACUUUUGAAAUAUGUAAACCUUCUCCUUAUGGAAGAGAGUCUCGCGGAGAAGCAAUCUAUGUUCUACGAUUCCUUGGCUCUUCGACAAACCGAAGAAAUGUUGCAGCAAGUCAUCAGCGACUCGCAAACUCACUCUUUUAUUCCUAAUAAUUCGAUUUCUACUACUAGUACUAGUAGUAAUAGUGGCGAUUAUUAUAGGAGCAGUAGUAACAGCAGCAAUUCUAGUGUACGCGUCGAAACAGCUGCUAAUUCUGCUGAGAAUGAAGUGUUGUUGUAUGAUAAUCAUCUUGGUGAUUCUGGUGUUGUGUCGUUUCCAGGGUUUAACAUGUUGCGUGGAGGCGAGCAAUUCGGGCAGCCGGCUAAUGAGAUUCUUGUCAGGAGUAUGUUUAGUGAUGCAGAAUCAGUUCUGCAGUUUAAGAGAGGGCUAGAGGAAGCUAGCAAGUUUCUUCCUAAUACUGAUCAAUGGAUCUUCAAUCUUGAGCCUGAGAUGGAGAGAGUUGUUCCGGUGAAAGAAGAGAAAGGAUGGUCCGCUAUCUCGAGAACUAGGAAGAAUCAUCACGAGCGGGAAGAAGAAGAUGAUCUAGAGGAAGCUAGGAGUAGUAAGCAAUUUGCAGUGGAUGAGGAAGAUGGGAAAUUGACAGAAAUGUUUGAUAAGGUUUUGCUUCUUGAUGGUGAAUAUGAUCCGCUGAUUAUCGAAGAUGGCGAGAAUGGUUCAAGCAAGGCUCAGGUUAAGAAAGGCCGGGGGAAAAAGAAGAGUCGAGCGGUUGAUUUCCGCACACUUCUCACUCUAUGCGCACAAUCUGUUUCUGCAGGGGAUAAGGUUACGGCUGAUGAUUUGCUGAGGCAGAUAAGGAAGCAAUGUUCACCUGUUGGUGAUGCAUCACAGAGACUAGCUCAUUUCUUCGCCAAUGCACUUGAGGCGCGUCUUGAAGGUAGCACGGGAACUGUGAUCCAGAGUUAUUACGAUUCCAUUUCCUCCAAGAAACGAACAGCUGCACAGAUUCUUAAAUCCUAUAGUGUGUUCUUGUCUGCGUCUCCGUUUAUGACUUUGAUCUAUUUCUUCUCCAACAAGAUGAUUUUUGAUGCUGCCAAGGAUGCUUCGGUUCUUCAUAUAAUCGAUUUCGGUAUCCUUUACGGUUUCCAGUGGCCCAUGUUUAUACAGCACUUAUCAAAGAGCAACACCGGACUACGGAAACUACGGAUUACCGGUAUCGAGAUUCCUCAACACGGGCUUCGUCCAACCGAAAGAAUACAGGAUACAGGUCGAAGACUGACAGAGUAUUGCAAACGGUUUGGAGUUCCAUUCGAAUACAAUGCAAUUGCCUCUAAGAAUUGGGAAACAAUCCGGAUGGAGGAGUUCAAGAUCCAACCAAACGAAGUUCUUGCGGUUAAUGCUGCGCUCCGAUUCAAGAACCUUCGAGACGUUAUUCCAGGCGAAGAGGAUUGCCCGAGGGACGGAUUUCUAAAACUGAUCAGAGACAUGAACCCUAACGUCUUCCUCAGUUCGACAGUUAACGGAUCUUUCAACGCUCCGUUCUUCACCACACGGUUCAAAGAAGCUCUGUUUCACUACUCGGCGCUCUUUGACUUGUUUGGUGCGACUCUGUCCAAAGAAAACCCGGAGAGGAUACAUUUCGAAGGGGAGUUUUACGGGAGAGAAGUGAUGAAUGUGAUAGCGUGUGAAGGAGUAGAUAGAGUGGAGAGACCGGAGACUUACAAGCAAUGGCAAGUGAGGAUGAUUAGGGCUGGAUUUAAACAGAAGCCUGUGGAGGCAGAGCUUGUGCAGUUGUUUAGGGAAAAGAUGAAGAAAUGGGGUUAUCAUAAAGACUUUGUCCUUGAUGAAGAUAGUAAUUGGUUCUUACAAGGUUGGAAAGGUCGCAUCCUCUUCUCUUCUUCUUGUUGGGUCCCUUCUUAGCUUUUGUGUUCAUUACAGAUUUCCCAUGUAAAUCCCAAGUUCUGUUUUAUUUUUGUUCUAGAGGCAGAGCUUGUGGAGUCAUUGAUGUAUCUUUUGUUUGCUGUACUUGAUUUUCUUUACUUUUGCUGUAUACAAUGACAUUCUACUUUGUUGAAAGCUAAAUACUUUACAGAGAA